This is a messenger RNA of Oncorhynchus tshawytscha (Chinook salmon), 1012 nucleotides long. RefSeq names its product sister chromatid cohesion protein PDS5 homolog A-like. The record is from RefSeq and is a predicted model, not a curated record. The coding region runs from base 22 to 807 and encodes 261 amino acids. NCBI's taxonomy places the organism in Eukaryota, Metazoa, Chordata, Actinopteri, Salmoniformes, Salmonidae. The transcript is spliced from 9 exons.
AACCCCCUGGCCCACGAUAAGAUGAUGUCUCUCCUACCAGAGUAUGUGGUUCCUUAUAUGAUCCACCUGUUGGCUCAUGACCCAGACUUCACCAAGCCACAGGACUUUGAACAGCUGCGAGACCUCAAGGAGUGUCUGUGGUUCAUGCUAGAGGUGUUGAUGGUGCAGAAUGAGAACAACAGUCACGCCUUCCUGAGGAAAAUGGUGGAGAACAUCAAGCAGACCAAAGACGCACAGUGUCCUGACGACCCGAAGGCUAACGAGAAGCUGUACAUCGUGUGUGACGUGGCGUUGUCGUGGUUACAGAAGCUGUACAUCGUGUGUGACGUGGCGUUGUUCGUGAUCGUUAACAAGUCGACCGCCUGUCAUCUGGAGUCUCCUAAAGACCCCGUCCUGCCCAGCAAGUUCUACACUCCACCUGACAAGGACCUGAUCAAUGAUAAGGAGUAUUUAUCAUCAGAGGCCAGAACGGUGCUGCUGACGGGAAAGCCAAAGCCAUCUCCUGUCUUGUCUACAGUGAAUAAGACUCUGACGGUGCCAGGUAGGAGAGUCUACAACAAGACCACCGGCUCAGACAGCAACACCAGUACCCACUCCCAGCCCAGCUCUCCUGUUACCAAGACCAGGGAUGUUGUGACGGAGUCGUCAGAGGGCGGGGCGAGAGAGAAUGAAGAGAACCCUGUUAUCACCAAGACGGACGACGGGAAGGAGGACACAGUGACCUCUGACCUCACCACAGGUGUGUCAACCAUCCCCAAACCUCGCCGCGGACGCCCCCAAGGCCAUACCCUCCCCUCUGGCCAAUGAGAAGGAAGGAGGGGCAGGCAAAGGCAGGAAGAGGGCGGCACCUGCCCAGGACUCCGCCCCCUCGGGGGAGCCAAACUCCAUCAAGAUCCCUAAAGCUGAGGAUGUGACGCAGAUCCUAGACCUGCAGAGGUAAACAGCAGACCACUGCAGCCCAGAUCAAGACCCUAAAGAAACUCUCUCUUUCUCUCUCUUCAGCUAAAUCUCU